UUGAGGAGCUCAGGUUAGGGAUGUCCUCUUGCAACAGUUCCGUUCCUCAGCCCUCGAUGUUUACUCUGGCUGGAAUUCCUGGCCUUGAAUCUUUCCAUGGCUUGUACUCUGUGCCUUUUUUCUUGGUAUUUCUCAUUACAGUCAUUGGCAAUGUCACCAUCUUAUGUAUCAUCCGGAUAGAGAAGAGUCUUCAUGAGCCCAUGUUUCUCCUCCUGGCCAUGCUGUCAAUUGUUGACCUGUGUCUUGUCAGUGUCACAGUGCCCCGUAUGCUGGCUACCUUCUGGAUGAAGGCCAAGGAAAUCAGUUUCAGUGCCUGCCUCACACAGAUGUUUUUCAUUCCUUCAUUUUAUGUCAUGGAAUCUGGGAUUCUCCUGGCCAUGGCUUUUGACAGAUUUGUGGCUAUCUGGUACCCUCUAAGAUAUACAACCAUCCUUGCUAACAACAUGCUUGUGAAGAUGGCACUGGCUAUCCUGGCAAGAGCAGUGGCAGUGCUGACCCCAGCCCCAGUUCUGACGAAAAGAUUGCAAAGCUUCCAAACCCCCAUAAUUCCUUACUCCUACUGUGCAUACGUGGCUGUGGUACUGAUAGCCUGUGAAGACAUCUCUGACCACAUUGUCUAUGGACUCAUGGUUAUUGUGGCAUCUGUGGGAUUUGACCUAUUUUUUGUCAUUCUGUCAUAUGGACUUAUCCUUCAUGCUGUCUUUCGGAUACCGUCUUGGGAUGCACGGGGCAAAGCUCUCAGCACGUGUGGCUCUCAUCUUUGUGUCAUUGGUCUUUUUUAUUGUCCGGUUGUCUUCUCUGUUCUGGCCCAGAUUUUAGGCUACCAUAUGGCUCCCUAUAUGCAGAUCAUCAUUGACAAUCUCUACUUCCUUAUUCCUCCCAUGGUUAACCCCUUAAUUUAUGGGGCCAGGACCAAACAAAUGCAGGAGUGGGUACUGCGGAUAUUUCACUGUUAUAGAGGCUAAAGUUUAUACCAUUGGUGGACAGGAUACCUGGAGAUGUUAAGCUGGAAGUUAGGUUGGAGGUAGAGUUAAUUCCUGCCAGGUUUGUGGGUUCAUAGGAAAGGAAUAACUAAAGCAGGGGAAACACUUAGCUAGCAUGAUUAUAUAGCUGGGACAUGGUCUUUCAAUCAGGAUGCAGUUAUAAAACCUUCAUAGCCAGAACUCUACCCAGACACUUAUGCGAGUAAUAAAAUAGGAGAAUAUUUUAUUGAUACUUACCUAAUUACAACACAUCAAAAACAGAUUUCAAAUGAGGUUAAAAUGCAAUUUAGGCACAUACUCUCAUGAUGUAUGGGCAAAAAUAACUAUACAAAGAUUUAUACUUCUUUUUUUUUCUCUUCUGUAUUUAGGUUUUAGCCAUUUUGCCAACACAAAAUAACAUAUGAUGAAAAAUUACCCUAAC
Molecule: messenger RNA, 1404 nt
Organism: Cebus imitator (Panamanian white-faced capuchin)
Lineage: Eukaryota; Metazoa; Chordata; Mammalia; Primates; Cebidae
Product: olfactory receptor 52B2-like
Exons: 1
Coding region: 21-965 (314 amino acids)
Biological process (GO): G protein-coupled receptor signaling pathway
Cellular component (GO): membrane
Molecular function (GO): olfactory receptor activity; G protein-coupled receptor activity
Source: RefSeq, a predicted model, not a curated record